UCGAUCUCAUCGCUUCCCACUUCGAUCACCGACUCCGAGGCCAGAUCGGAACUCUCGUCGUGCUUCGAUCGAUAGGUUCAAUUCUUCGCGAAGUUUUUGCUCUUUCGAUCGAUCAUCUGUUGAUCCGAUCGCGUUCGGUUUCGCUUCAGAAGCCCUUCGAUCGCGCUCGAAUCUGAGCCAUGUCUGGACGAGGGAAGGGCGGCAAGGGCUUGGGCAAGGGCGGGGCGAAGCGCCACCGCAAGGUCCUCCGCGACAACAUCCAGGGAAUCACCAAGCCGGCGAUACGGCGUCUCGCGAGGAGGGGCGGCGUGAAGAGGAUCAGCGGCCUCAUCUACGAGGAGACCCGCGGCGUCCUCAAGAUCUUCCUCGAGAACGUCAUCCGCGACGCCGUGACCUACACCGAGCACGCGCGGAGGAAGACCGUCACCGCCAUGGACGUCGUCUACGCCCUCAAGAGGCAGGGAAGGACCCUCUACGGCUUCGGCGGUUAGAUCCUGCUUACUCCAUUAAACUCUUGCCUUCAAUUGGAUCCAAUCGUUUGCAAAGCGAGGAGAUCUAGAUUUGCUCGAAGCUUCGUUUGUACCUAUUGAUCUGCAACAUUUAAUCCUGUUCAUGAAACCAUAGUUCGCGAUUGUUCCCAUCGCAUUCUGUAUCCUGGAUUUGAGUUUUAUUAUCUCUUAUUCAUGUUUCCUUCUGCAAUUCGCUUGAUAUGCGAUGAUUUUGCUGGUCAAUU
Zingiber officinale is the source of this 733-nucleotide messenger RNA. Its product is annotated as histone H4. NCBI's taxonomy places the organism in Eukaryota, Viridiplantae, Streptophyta, Magnoliopsida, Zingiberales, Zingiberaceae. Gene Ontology annotation, biological process: nucleosome assembly. The transcript has a single exon. Gene Ontology annotation, molecular function: DNA binding; protein heterodimerization activity; structural constituent of chromatin. The coding region runs from base 180 to 491 and encodes 103 amino acids. Gene Ontology annotation, cellular component: nucleosome. The record is from RefSeq and is a predicted model, not a curated record.